UUAGCAGUACCCAUUAUCCAGUUUUCUCUUACAGCCUCAAUUUUAGUGCCCGAAAGGAAUAUUUGUGGUGCUAGUUUUAUAUUCACAUAAUAUAUUCAUAAAAGUAAAGGCAGCAGGUCACGAUUCCAACCCAAAAUGCCAACUCUCUUUGCUUGCCUCAACAUCUUGAUGGCUUCUCCAGCAUCACCACUUCUUCUUCCUCGAUGCAGUCCUGCCAUGCUUAAUAUUGGAAAUAAGGAGCCAAGACCCAGAGUUGUCACUGUCUUUGCUGCAAAAUUUGGUGCCUUAAACUCGAUUCUGAAAAGAUGUGAAAAAUGUGGAGGCAAAGGAGCUAUAGAGUGUCCGGGAUGUAAGGGAACAGGCAAAAACAAGAAGAAUGGGAAUAUCUUUGAGAGAUGGAAAUGCUUUGAUUGCCAAGGAUUUGGGCUGAAAAGUUGUCCUAGCUGUGGGCAAGGAGGGCUGACACCAGAACAAAGAGGAGAAAGAUAGAAUUCAUAUGAAGGCUUGCGAGUUGACUGUUCAAUGAGAUGUUGUAACUAUAUAUGUAUUAAAACUUAAAAGUUUUCCUCUUAAUUUCAUUUUAUACCUUUUUUUACAUCUUCCCAAACAGUAACCGUUAAAUACUUUCCAAAAAAUUACUUUUACUAUACUACUUUACUUUUAAUAAUUCUAUAAAAAUACUUGGAAUCUUUUGAAUUACCUAUGCUUAUAGUAAAACUUUUCUUUUUCUUGAAAUUGUACUAGUCCAGCUACAAGUAACUUUGCUAUUUAUGCAAUAACUAUUGGAGGGAAAGUAGUUUUGAAAGUUGUUAAAAUCAUAUUGUGUUCUAAUUUCGUCUGUAUCUCUGUGUUCAAAUGGGUAAACUUAUCUUCUCAGAUAUUCCUAUUGUAAUAUAAAUACAACACUAUACAAUACAAUGAAAUCAAGCCAUUUUUUCAUUCA
Theobroma cacao (cacao) is the source of this 943-nucleotide messenger RNA. Its product is annotated as SSUH2-like protein. The record is from RefSeq and is a predicted model, not a curated record. Lineage: Eukaryota; Viridiplantae; Streptophyta; Magnoliopsida; Malvales; Malvaceae.